UAUUAUUUUGAGAUCAGUGCUGAUAUUCACGUGAUUAUUUUUCUGAGAAGAGGACACUUACUUUCAUCGAAUAUAAAACUCCGCAAUUAUGACAGACCAAUAUUUUCAUCUUGGCAAUCAAACGCAUAAAGUUCCACGUGAACUUCAUUCCCUUAACCGGAAGAGAUUACUUGAAAAACUUAGUCCAAAAGUACCAAACAGCCCUGCAUUUAUUAUUUUACAAGGUGGAGAAUCACAAACUCUUUAUAGCAGUGAUACAGAACCUUUAUUUAGACAAGAAUCAUAUUUCCAUUGGUUGUUUGGAGUGAAAGAACCUGAUUGUUAUGGAGCGGUUGAUAUAACAACAGGGAAAUCUAUUCUAUUUGUUCCUCGAUUGCCUGAAUCAUACAUAAUAUGGAUGGGCAGUAUUCAUCCAACAGAACACUUUCAAAAUAUAUAUGCAGUGGAUGAAGUGUAUUAUACAGAUGAGAUUGCAAAGGUUUUAUCUUCAAAGCAAGCUGCUUUGCUUCUUACUUUGCACGGACUUAAUACAGACAGUCAAAAAUAUACAAAAGAGGCUACCUUUGAUGGUAUAGAAGGAUUUCAAGUUGAUAAUAAAAUUUUGUUUCCUGAAAUCACAGAGUGCCGUGUAUUCAAAACCCCAUUUGAAAUUGACGUCAUUCGCUACACAAACAAGAUUAGCAGUGAAGCUCACAAAGAGGUUAUGAAACAUAUUCGUCCACAUAUGAAAGAAUAUCAACUUGAAAGCUUGUUUGAGCAUUACGUUCAUGCUAGAGGAGGGUGUAGGCGAGUUUCUUACUGUUGUAUUGCUGCCAGUGGUACAAAUUGUGCUACAUUGCAUUAUGGUCAUGCAGGUGCACCAAAUGAUAAAACAAUUCUUGAUGGAGACAUGUGUUUAUUUGAUAUGGGUGGUGAAUAUUACUGUUAUGCAUCAGAUAUAACAUGUUCGUUUCCAUGCAAUGGUAUAUUUACCACAAAACAAAAAGCAAUAUAUGAAGCUGUUUUAAAAUCAAGUCGUGCAGUUAUUAAUGCUUGCAAGCCAGGAGUGAACUGGGUUGAUAUGCAUUUACUUGCCGAUCGUACUCAUCUAGAGGAAUUAAAAGCUAUUGGCAUAUUGCAAGGUGAAGUUGAUGAAAUGAUGAAAGCGCGUCUUGGUGCUCUUUUUAUGCCCCAUGGAUUGGGCCAUUUUAUGGGCUUAGAUGUCCAUGACGUGGGUGGAUAUUUAGCUGGACAAGAAAGACUUAAAGAACCUGGUUUGCGAAGUCUAAGAACCGUACGAAAUCUCGAAGAAAACAUGGUUAUCACUGUUGAACCAGGAAUAUAUUUUAUAAAAGAGCUAAUCAACAACUAUUGUAAUAAUCCUAUCUACUCUGGUUUUAUUGUUCGAGAUGUCAUAGCUCAGUAUUAUGAUUUCGGCGGGGUGCGCAUUGAAGACGAUGUUUUAAUAACAGCAAACGGUUGUGAAUGUUUAACUGAUGUUCCAAGAACUGUAAGUGAUAUUGAACAACAUAUGGCAUUAGGAAGACAAUCUGAUGUGAAUGUGUUACUAUAAAUCUUUUUUUUUCUAGUGAAUUCCAAAAUCUUUUUUUAAUAUAAUAAUAACUAAAGUA
Messenger RNA from Hydra vulgaris (swiftwater hydra), 1610 nucleotides. Its product is annotated as xaa-Pro dipeptidase. NCBI's taxonomy places the organism in Eukaryota, Metazoa, Cnidaria, Hydrozoa, Anthoathecata, Hydridae. The record is from RefSeq and is a predicted model, not a curated record. Gene Ontology annotation, molecular function: manganese ion binding; metalloaminopeptidase activity.